AUCCGCAAGGGCCCAUUCAAGGAUCUCGUCAGGGACAUCGUGCUGGGCUUCCACCCGUACCUGCGCAUGCAAGCCUCCGCUGUCCAGGCUCUGCACGAAGCUGGCGAUGCCUGGUUGAAGGAUAUGCUGGGCGGUGUGUACUUGUGCGCUGCGCAUGACGGUCGAGUCUCGGUCAAGCUGGAUGACUACAAGGUGGCCAAGCGUGUCUCGAAGAGGGAGUGGACUGCUUUUGCGAAGUGA
Molecule: messenger RNA, 240 nt
Organism: Zasmidium cellare ATCC 36951
Lineage: Eukaryota; Fungi; Ascomycota; Dothideomycetes; Mycosphaerellales; Mycosphaerellaceae
Exons: 1
Cellular component (GO): nucleosome
Molecular function (GO): protein heterodimerization activity; structural constituent of chromatin; DNA binding
Source: RefSeq, a predicted model, not a curated record